UGUAACAAAGCCGCGCCGGCCAAUCAGAGGCCAGCUUUUUCUCACGUGACCUGGCUAUUUUUUUUAUUUUUUUUUACGUAACCCAAGGGGUGUCCUCGGCGAACGCCAGUGUAGAAUCCCGACGCACAGCUCACACCAUGGGGUGUUGCGUCCACGGAAGGAGCGUCAAUCCCGCCUGACAUUAUUUGUCCGUCGUGCCUCCCCCCGGAACAAACAUGUCGCUGCAGCUGCCCGCCGAGGAAACGACGGGGGAGAAGAGGGCCUUCUUUGUCGGCAGCGACUCUGGCGAAGACGAGGACAACCAUCACCUCCAUCACCAUCUCAUCCUGCAGAGAGCCGGCAUGCUGGCCUCGCAGAACUCGCUCAAAGACGCCAUUUACUGGCUCUCCGUGGCCAUGCGCCGCGGGCCGGUCCGACCCGAGCAGUUAAGCACUUUUGUGGACUGUAUUGUGCGGAAUUUGAAGCAGAAGAAGAGCGACCCCGGACGUCGGCACGCGGAAGAGGAGGAGGAGAGCUCGCGGGAAAAAGUCUUGGACUCCCGGGAAAAAGUGUUGGAGCCCCGGGAAAAAGUGUUGGACUGUCCGCAGUGUGGCGGCUUGUUGGCGCCAGCUGUCACCUUGACGUGCGGACAUUCCUUCUGCAGGAGGUGUUUGCAGCUCUUCUCCAAGUGCAAGUUGUGCGACCAAGACGCCGGACAAGACGCCGCCAAGGCCAACGUGCUGCUGGGCGGACUUCUGGCCAAAUGGUUCCCGGAAGAGGUGAAAAAGUCGGAACUGUUGACUCAAGUUGAAGAACUGUGUCAGCGAAGACGUCAUCAAGAGGCCGUGACGCUGGCGAGUGACGUCAUUCGAAGUGACCCCGACAUGGCGGUGAGGGCCCGCCUCUCCCGAGCACAGGCCUGCAUGUCUCUCCGGCAGUUGGACCGCGCUCUGGCCGACGCAGACUUUUGUCUGGCGUCCAGCUGGUCUGCUGAGGCUUUAUUCCUGAAAGCCAUGGUGCUGCAAGAGAUGGGCGAAGUGGACCAGUCUCUCCAAGUCCUCCUGGACUGCCUGGCCGUGGACGAGGACUUCCCCUGUGCCAAGAGACAAGUCGAGAAGAUCCUGUGCAGUUUGCUGUCUUCUUCCGGCGACGACGUCAAGUUGGUUCUGAGGGAAACGUCACAAAACACGGCGGCUCACUUGCGCAGUAAAACCCUGGUGGCCGACGCACAAGCCGUGGCGCACGGUCCGGUCCAGAGACAAAGCCCACAUCGGUCGGGCGCGGCGUCGGACGGCCAGCAGAAACGGCGGGAGAGUCUCCGGCGUCCCGGUCUGAGCCGAGCCCAUUCGCUUCGCUUGAACGGGUCGGUACGCGGCGAGGAGAGUCUGAAGAGGGUUAGCUCCGCCCCUCAGCUUGGAGAGCAGGAGAAGGUCACCCUGCUGAAGAGGAAGUUGUCUGUUUCCGAAGCAGAGGCUUGCAUCGUGGAGCAUAAAAAACAAGGUGUGACGAAAAUCCGGGCUAAGACCUGCAGAAGUGUUCCCAAGAACCUCGUUGACCCCAACGAUUUUGAGUGUUCUCUCUGCAUGCGGUUGUUGUACGAGCCUGUGACCACACCCUGCGGACACACCUUCUGUAAAACCUGUCUGGAGCGCUGCUUGGACCACACGCCGCAGUGUCCCCUCUGCAAAGAGAGCUUAAAGGAGUAUCUGGCCUGCAGGAAGUACACGGUGACAAGGGUGCUGGAUGUGCUGAUCCAACAGUACUUGGGUCAGGAGUACGAGGAGCGCUCCAGGACUCACCUGCAGGAGACCAGAGAACUUUCCGACCUGACAAAGCAGGUGCCCAUCUUCGUGUGCACCAUGGCCUACCCCACCGUGCCUUGUCCCCUGCACGUCUUCGAGCCGCGUUACCGCCUGAUGAUCCGCCGCUGCAUGGACACGGGCACGCGGCAGUUUGGCAUGUGUAUCAGCGACCCGCAGAGAGGGUUCGCCGACUACGGAUGCAUGCUCAUCAUCAGGAGUGUCCACUUCCUGCCUGACGGGAGGUCAGUGGUGGACACGGUCGGAGGCAAGCGCUUCCGGGUCCUCUCCCGAGGGAUGAAGGACGGCUACAGCAUCGCUGACAUCCAGCAUCUGGAAGACACUCGGGUGGAGGACAGGAAGGAGCUGGAGAGUCUCCAAGAGCUGCACGACGCCGUGUACGAGCAGGCCCGGGUCUGGUUCCAGAACCUCAAAGUCCGCUUCCACAACCAGAUCCUGCAGCACUUCGGAGCCAUGCCGGAGCGAGAAGCUGACAUCCAGGCCACUCCGGACGGGCCGGCCUGCUGCUGGUGGCUGCUGGCCGUGCUGCCCAUCGACCGACUGUACCAGCUGUCCCUGCUGUCCAUGAGCAGCCUGAAGGAGCGGCUGGAGAAGCUGCAGCACAUCCUCACGUAUCUACAGAGCACCCCCAACAAUUAGCACCUCCCCUCUUCCCAUCAUGCACUAGGGCUUCCACAAUCUUCCUCAACUCUCAGCAAAUUUCUGAUGGCAGGAAAAAUCCAGACUGUUGUAAAAAAAAAAAAAAAGCAGGUUGAUGGUGUGUCCUGGCUGCUAAGUUGCUUCACUCUUUCACAUUCUUCCACAUCAACUCUUCCACACGUCUGCUUGGCGACUGCAGCCCAAGAAGAAGAAGAAGUCUGAGCUGCUGGAUGUGAGCGCAAUGCCUUCCAUCUCCUUGCCGACCAUCUUGUCCUCCCCCGGCCUCAAGGUCACCACGCACCUUUCUUUGUCACCUGGGUGAGGAGGCGGGGCUUGUUUUUUGGAAAUCAUUUGUAGUCCGGCUUUUUGGAGAGAACAUCAAGCAUUUUCAAUAAAAGGACUUCUUUUCUA
Nerophis ophidion (straightnose pipefish) is the source of this 2849-nucleotide messenger RNA. It is a transcript of the gene lonrf1, whose product is annotated as LON peptidase N-terminal domain and ring finger 1. Gene Ontology annotation, molecular function: protein binding. The transcript has 12 exons. The record is from RefSeq and is a predicted model, not a curated record. NCBI's taxonomy places the organism in Eukaryota, Metazoa, Chordata, Actinopteri, Syngnathiformes, Syngnathidae. Bases 216 to 2438 code for a protein of 740 amino acids.